Zophobas morio is the source of this 1503-nucleotide messenger RNA. RefSeq names its product actin-like. The transcript has 18 exons. Bases 489 to 1382 code for a protein of 297 amino acids. NCBI's taxonomy places the organism in Eukaryota, Metazoa, Arthropoda, Insecta, Coleoptera, Tenebrionidae. The record is from RefSeq and is a predicted model, not a curated record.
AGCAAAAGCACCUUCAGGAAUUAACAGAAAGAGAAGCAACACUUUUAAUAGAAUUAAAAAAAAUUAGAGAAGAGCGACAGAAACUUUUAAGCGAACUUUCUACCGAAAACAUCUACUCAGAAACUCCUGCAACCUCUACUUAUUCUUCUCAGUCGACUGAAGACUUUGUAGAGUCUUCAUAUUUUACUGCUACUAACGCACCAGUGGAUCUCACUCUUUCCUCCAACCAACUAAAACCUUUCUGGAACCCGGAAUCUUGUCCGAUAGUAGUUGACAACGGUUCUGGCGUGUGCAAAGCUGGAUUUUGCACGUCUCCAAUCCCCACCUGUCGCUUCUCUUCGGUGGUUGGCCGGCUGCGUUAUAGAGAAAUAAUAACACCUGAACUUUUAGUAAAAGAUCGCUAUGUCGGGGAUGCAGCCCAAUCAAAAAGAGGAAUUCUUAAAAUAGAAUACCCUAUUGAGCACGGUGUUAUCACGAACUGGAGCGACAUGGAGCUCAUUUGGGAUCAUUGUUUUUACGACCAACUGCGGACCAAUCCGGAAGAGCAUCCGGUCAUGCUCACGGAAGCAGUAAAUAACCCAAAAAAUAACAGAGAAAAAAUGGCGGAAAUUAUGUUUGAAAAAUAUGGAGUGCCGGGGCUGUUCAUAUCUAUGCAGGCAUUACUUUCCUUGUAUGCUUGCGGGCGCACGAGUGGGCUUGUGGUUGAUAUUGGCGACGGCGUGACUCACACUGCCACUGUUUUCAACGGCUGGUUGCUUCCACAUUCUUCUCUAAGAAUGAACCUGGCAGGCCGCGAUCUCACAGAGCGAAUGGUGAGACUGUUAGCCGAAAGAGGCUAUCAGUUCACUACAACUGCUGAAAGAGAAAUAGUUCGCGACAUAAAAGAAAAACUUUCUUAUGUGGCAUUUAACUAUGAAGAAGAACUGGCCAAUGAAGAACGAGACAGUAUUGCUGAUGAUUCCUAUACGCUACCAGACGGCCAGGUCAUCUAUGUUGGUUCCGAAUCAUUUCGAUGCACAGAGGCCCUCUUUAAACCCAGUUUAGUCGGCAUGGAAGAUUCGGGAAUUCACGAGCUCACGUACAAGUCAAUAUUUAAGUGCGACAACGAGAUUCGCAAAGACAUGUACGCGAAUAUUGUGCUUUCUGGAGGCACCACGAUGACUCCAGGCCUCCAAGAACGACUUACUAAAGAACUUUCCUUAUUGGCUCCGCCCGAUUGCACUGUAAACCUGUACGCACCCGCAGACCGAAAUAACAGCGUCUGGAUUGGCGGAGCCGUGCUGGCUUCGCUUGAUUCGUUCCUUCCCAUGUGGGUUACCUCCACCGACUACAGCGAGCGCGGCUUCGUUGCAGUUCAUGAAAAAUGCAAUGUCAUUGAAUAACCACGUGGGUAAAUCUUGCAAUCCAAUAAAAGGGAUUUGUUUUUCCAUGCUACCACUUUACGCGUCGUUUCCUGCCGGAAUAUUUGGAAUCAGGGCGGACAGCAAUCCGGCCUUGUUUUCU